AUGGAUGGCAAGCUGCUGAAGAAAGCAAGAAGCAAGAAGCAAGAAGGAAAGAAAGGAUGGUCGGGGCCUGCAACUGCGCCUAACGAAGGAAUGUCGGAGUUUCCCAAGAGCUGGCUGGCUGGCUGCUAUGGCCAGAGAAAAAAAAGAGGGCUGUUUGCGGCGCGCUGUUUUGGGGGCUGCAGGGAGACACACAACACACACAGGGAAUAA
Molecule: messenger RNA, 210 nt
Organism: Plenodomus lingam JN3
Lineage: Eukaryota; Fungi; Ascomycota; Dothideomycetes; Pleosporales; Leptosphaeriaceae
Source: RefSeq, a predicted model, not a curated record